AUGCCACCACAACUAGAAAAACUUCACGAAACAACAGAUAAAAUUGAGGAAAAAACCUUAGAAGGCUACUGUAAGAAGGUGCAAGAAUUCUGUCCGCAAAAACCAGGUGACAAAGGCGAUCGAGGGCUUCCAGGGUUGCCAGGUUAUCCGGGCCCACCAGGACCCAAGGGCGAGAACGGGCCAAUCGGCCCUCCAGGAAAAACGGGAUUACCAGGAUUUCCGGGAUCGAAGGGAGAUAUAGGAUUUCCAGGAGAAAAGGGUGAGCAAGGUCGACCAGGUUUGGAUGGUCGCACAGGUGUUCCUGGAUCGCCAGGAUUAUUCGGAAGUCCUGGACGAAAUGGACAUGACGGUAUGCCUGGAAUGGAUGGUAUUCCAGGAAAGGAUGGAAGAGAUGGAUCAAAUGGUCAAAAAGGUGAAAGAGGCUUACCUGGACCACAGGGACCCAAAGGAGAAAGAGGGCUUCAUGGACCUAAAGGAAAAUCUGGAAGACCCGGUAUUAAUGGAACACCUGGAUUGCCUGGAGUUACGGCUUAUGAAUACAGAAAUAAGAAUAUAUCAGCUCUUCUUAUACCGCCUUCUAUUGCUGGUGCUUCAAAAGGCCCCAUGGGACCAAUCGUGGUGCACGAAGGGGAGAACGUGCGUCUUCAUUGCUCCGCUACCGGGACUCCCAUGCCCCAUAUUACUUGGCAGAAACUCGACAAUAGACCUAUUAACAGAGGAGCUUGGCAAGAUGUACAGAUAUCUGGUGCUACGCUGAAUUUAACUCACGUCAACAGAGAUCACAUGGGAAAAUAUCUGUGCAUUGCUGAUAAUGGAAUUCCACCAGUAGCUAAUCAAACAUUCAACUUAGAAGUUUACUUUCCUCCACUAAUAAGCAUACAAAGUCAAAUGGUCGGAGUCUCAAACGGCUCAACAGCUGUGCUCGAGUGUGAUAUUGAAGCUUUUCCGGAGCCAAUAAGAUAUUGGGAACGUUCGGACGGCAGGCUGAUGGAAAGCAGCGACAAGUUCCGCAUCGACAAUUCCAAAGUGAAAUAUCGAUACAAGUCGCGCAUGCAGCUCAACAUCUCCAGGGUCACCUACCACGACAUGCAAUACCUGUACUACUGUAUCAGCAAGAACGAGCUGCAAAUGACACGGGGCGAAUUUAAGCUGUACGAAAUUGAUCCUCGCGAACCUACUUCCGUCAGAAACACGUACAAACCGACCAUAUUCGGCAUUCAGCCUCCGGACAGGGUCGCCAUGGAGGACUUAUGCGAGCCGAUCCAGUGUCCCAAGUGCGACAUUAAGGAGGUGAAAUGUAGUCUCGGAGGGGUGUCCCUAAUCGACCUAAUAAGCAGAUGGGAAGUGAGACCGUAUGGAGAUACGAAGUAUCCCACUGUAAACUUGACCAGGGGAAUAGAUUGUGUACUUUACGCUGUUGGAAAGCCAGUUUAUCAUCGAUAUUCCGAUUACACUUACGGAUGUUGGAUGAAAGAUCCUGCUUCAGAGUCAGACGGCGAGAAGACAUGGGUUACAACUGAGAGCGAUUCCUCUACGUUGUUUGAAUUCAGGAAUAAGACGAUGUAUCGGAAAAACCAAUGGACAAAGAAUUACACGAUGGAUCACCCGUUCGGCGGCAACUCACACGUCGUCUACAACGGCUCGUUCUUCUACAACGUCAAAGACACAAGACGGAUAAUCAAGUACAACUUGGCCGCUGAGACUACAGUUUCGCUGGAUUUGCCAGGUUCCAUGAACCGCACCACCAAGCUUUAUUCCGGCCAGUACAACUACGUGGACUUCAGCGUGGACGACAACGGGCUGUGGAUCAUUUUCGCUGUGCCGGAUUCAAAUAACACGGCUGUAAUGAAGGUCGACGUCGAUCACAUGAUACCGCAAUACAUAUGGAACAUAAGCAUUGAUCACCAUAAAGUGGGCGAAAUGUUCAUUGUGUGCGGCGUCCUUUAUGCCGUGGACAGCGUCACGGAACGAACGAGCAAAAUACGCUUCGCUCUGGAUCUGUACAAAAACGUGCUGCUAGACGUCAGCCUGCAGUUCUCGAAUCCUUUCAGGAAAACCACUAUGCUCGGAUACAAUCACAAAAGCAAGGAGUUGUACUCAUGGGACAAAGGCAACCAGCUCACAUAUCCUGUGAGAUAUCACGAGAUUGGUUACAAUUACAAUAAUUCUGCCAAAGAUGACAAGCAGAUGGACACUGCGGAUAUCCCAGUUGCGGCCAAGCAAACUGGAUAUGAGAUAAUCCAUUAAUGAUUAAGAAAAAAUAUGUAAUAUUGCAAUAUUUUGUACAAUAAAAUUAGUUAAGUACCUAUCUGUGUAGUUAUAUUUUUAUAAUGCAUGAUAUUAUUAUCC
Molecule: messenger RNA, 2349 nt
Organism: Sitophilus oryzae (rice weevil)
Lineage: Eukaryota; Metazoa; Arthropoda; Insecta; Coleoptera; Curculionidae
Exons: 15
Coding region: 1-2247 (748 amino acids)
Biological process (GO): signal transduction
Source: RefSeq, a predicted model, not a curated record